Molecule: messenger RNA, 5584 nt
Organism: Amphiprion ocellaris (clown anemonefish)
Lineage: Eukaryota; Metazoa; Chordata; Actinopteri; Pomacentridae
Gene: ogt.1
Product: O-linked N-acetylglucosamine (GlcNAc) transferase, tandem duplicate 1
Exons: 19
Coding region: 1987-4623 (878 amino acids)
Biological process (GO): protein O-linked glycosylation
Molecular function (GO): protein binding; protein N-acetylglucosaminyltransferase activity
Source: RefSeq, a predicted model, not a curated record
UAGAGCCGGUUGCCAUUUAUAUAGAUGGUGUUGUUUGUUUUUGUUGUAGAUUUUUCUUUUUUCCCAUAAAUUUUUGUUUUUAGUGUCACCCACUAAAGCCAUAGAUAUUCCUUUUCCCCCUUUGCCCUUUUUAAAACACAUCGAGUCCCUUUCAUACAACCCUCUUGGCUAAGUGAGUGACAAAGAAUGAUAGCAUCUCCUCAUUUCUCAGAGUUGCAGUGACCUCUCACCCCAACUUAGAAAAAGCCUUUUGGAUGUAUUGGACUGAAAUGAGUCCACAACUAUAUGAGGCGAUCAGGUUUCUAUAUACAUAUAUAUUUAAAUUGUAGUACACAAACACUUUUUGGACAGCUUCAUUCAUUUUCUUUUUCAGUAUAGUGUACACAUUACAUUUUUCCCUACCCUGUGUCACUUUUAGUCCCAAUGUCCUUUGCUUCUCACCGACCUUUUAUCAGAGGUCAGCCCCUCCCCUUUCAGGAAGAAAGGCUGGAGUUUUUAAAUUCACACAGCGGAUCUUAGCUUGGCCCAUGCAUUUUCAAAAAGUUGACUUUGGAGGGAAAAUGCUGGCUCGGUCUUUGAAGAAAAUAUGAACUGAUCAGAAGCUAGUUUAUCUUUGCAGUGCAAAAGAUAAGAUGGUUUCUAACCUAACCACUAUACUCCUGUGUUUUGUUAUCAAGUGCCCAAUGACGAGCUUUUCAUCUCAGUUUGCUGUCAAUACAGUUGCUGCCGUUGUGGGUUCUUCGCCCAGAUGUUGCACAUCAAUUUGUCACAUUUAAAACUUGUGUCUACAUUACAGGGGGCUACCAGGGUUGGGUCAAAUCUGGAGAUAUGGAGUUGUCCCGCUGGUUACAGGCCAUCUUAUUUCGUGCUAGAGGGGGGUAAAGGAGUGGGGAGGAGCAUCAGGGAGUCACCAGCUCCCCUGCUCUGUCGCUCCACCCCCCGCGCGCUUGCUAAGGUUUGGUGGAGUGUGCGCGCUCAGAGCUGUCUUCCUGACCUUUCAGCAUCAUCAAAGCAAUGCUCAAACAAACUCCAACAGUGCUUUUAGUGCACACAUGCUUCAGGUUUUUCUGACUGUGCUGAAUAAUGGAGAUUUUAUCCAGCUGGUUAUCUAUUCUGAUAUCCACUGCUCUUCAAUAACGUAUUGAACUGCGUGAGUUUGAGAGAUCUCAUUCUCACGGGCCUUAAAAUGGCCCAAAUGGUGUCAGGCAGACAGCUCACUAUCUGAACUCCACCGCCUGCGUCAGAUGCUGGGUUAGAAAGACAGAAGCACGCGCAGCAACAGUGAUGACCUCUUUAUUUCAGAGCUGUGGAGGCUUCUAGAUACAAAUAAUUAAACCACAGACUUUUCUUCCUACCCAUUGGCCAGGAUUCAAGAAAGCAGGCCAGGAUAAAGAAAUCAAAGUUUUAAAAAUAUUUCAUGAAAAUGCUAAAAGAAUAAAAGAAAAGCAAUGAUUAAUACUUCUUCCCUUUUCCUUCAAAUAUGUAAUAUUUUCUCCCAAAGAAAUGGGAUCAGUUCAUUUGGGCAAGAUCAAGCCAGUAACUGCCCUCCUUUAGUUUGAUAUGGAAACUGAAUUGAAGGACAACUGGAAGCCUAUCUAUAUUUCACUGAUAAAUUGUACACAUCAAAGCCUUUCUUCCCUCCCAGUUACCCUUAAAGCAUUCCUUUUGUUUUAUUUGAAAUGAAACAUUCAUUGCAUGAAUGAAAACUAAGAAUAUUAUAGUUUUUAUGUUUUUUGUGAUUUGGAAGAACGUGUUUUAUUUCCAUAUUAAAAAAAGGAUGUAUUGUUUGAAAACUUUUACUAACGAUCUUGUUUUCUGAUUUUGUCUCUUUUGGUUUUUCCACAACUGAUAUUGUUAUUUAGAAGGUUUCAGGUGGGUGACACUAUUCCUGCGUAGGUGCCUGGCGGAAAGGAACACUAGGGCAGCCUCAGUCCUCUCCUCUUCUUCCAGCCAGCUGCGACCACCACUCUGACAAAGUCCAAAAAUAUGGCUUGCUACCUGAAAGCCAUUGAGACUCAGCCCAACUUUGCAGUGGCUUGGAGCAACUUGGGCUGUGUGUUCAAUGCCCAGGGAGAGAUUUGGCUCGCCAUACACCAUUUUGAAAAGGCAGUGACUCUGGACCCAAAUUUCCUUGAUGCAUACAUUAAUUUGGGCAAUGUUUUGAAGGAAGCCCGCAUCUUUGACAGAGCUGUGGCUGGAUACCUGAGAGCAUUGAGUCUCAGCCCCAACCAUGCAGUUGUCCAUGGAAACCUGGCUUGUGUCUACUAUGAACAAGGACUCAUUGACCUGGCUAUCGACACCUACCGGCGUGCUAUUGAAUUGCAGCCUCACUUUCCUGAUGCCUAUUGCAAUUUGGCAAAUGCCCUGAAGGAGAAAGGCAAUGUUUCUGAAGCAGAAGAGUGUUACAACACAGCUUUGCGCUUGUGUCCAACCCAUGCUGACUCCCUUAACAACCUGGCCAAUAUCAAGCGUGAGCAAGGCAACAUUGAGGAGGCAGUUCAGCUGUAUAGAAAAGCCUUAGAGGUGUUCCCAGAGUUUGCAGCAGCUCACUCUAAUCUGGCUAGUGUUCUGCAGCAGCAGGGGAAACUCCAGGAGGCCCUCAUGCACUAUAAGGAGGCCAUAAGAAUCAGCCCCACAUUUGCUGAUGCAUACUCAAACAUGGGCAAUACACUGAAGGAAAUGCAAGAUGUACAGGGAGCGCUGCAGUGCUACACCCGUGCCAUCCAGAUCAACCCUGCCUUUGCUGAUGCUCAUAGCAAUUUGGCCUCUAUCCACAAGGAUUCUGGAAACAUCCCAGAGGCUAUUGCAUCUUAUCGCACAGCCUUGAAACUCAAGCCGGACUUCCCUGAUGCUUACUGCAACUUGGCCCAUUGCCUACAGAUUGUUUGUGACUGGACGGAUUAUGAUGAGCGGAUGAAAAAGCUUGUAAGCAUUGUGGCCGACCAGCUGGAUAAGAACCGCUUGCCCUCAGUGCACCCACACCACAGCAUGCUGUAUCCACUCUCUCACGGCUUCCGCAAAGCCAUUGCUGAGCGCCACGGAAACCUUUGCCUGGACAAGGUACACGCACUGAUCAAAAUUAAUGCACUGCAUAAGCCUGCCUUUGAGCAUCCUAAGGAUCUGAAAGCCAGCGGUGGACGUCUGCGUGUUGGCUAUGUCAGCUCUGACUUUGGAAAUCACCCAACUUCCCAUCUGAUGCAGUCCAUUCCUGGAAUGCACAAUCCUGAGAAAUUUGAGGUGUUCUGCUACGCACUCAGUCCUGAUGAUAGUACUAACUUCCGUGUGAAAGUGGUAGCGGAAGCUCAUCAUUUCACAGACCUCUCACAGAUCCCCUGCAACGGCAAAGCGGCUGAUCGCAUUCACCAGGAUGGGAUCCACAUUCUGGUCAACAUGAACGGAUACACCAAGGGAGCCCGAAAUGAGCUGUUUGCCCUCCGCCCUGCACCCAUUCAGGCUAUGUGGCUGGGUUACCCUGGAACCAGCGGCGCUCCUUUCAUGGACUAUAUCAUCACUGACAAGGAGACAUCACCUAUGGAAGUAGCUGAGCAGUACUCUGAGAAACUUGCCUACAUGCCUAAUACUUUCUUCAUUGGAGACCACGCCAACAUGUUCCCUCACCUCAAGAAAAAGGCAGUGAUUGAUUUCAAGUCUAAUGGACACAUCUUUGAUAACCGCAUCGUUCUUAAUGGUAUUGAUCUGAAAGCCUUCUUGGACAGUCUGCCAGAUGUCAAAGUGAUAAAGAUGAAGUGUGACAACAAUCAGGAAGCAGCUGGAGACACAAAUGGAGCUCUGUCGAUGCCUGUUAUUCCCAUGAACACAGCAGCUGAAGCAAUCAUCAACAUGAUCAACCAAGGCCAAAUCCAGGUCACAAUCAAUGGCUUCACUGUCAGCAAUGGCCUGGCCACCACACAGAUCAAUAACAAAGCUGCCACUGGGGAGGAGGUACCACGCACCAUCGUCGUGACGACCCGCUCCCAGUAUGGUCUCCCAGAGGACUCCAUUGUCUACUGCAACUUCAACCAGCUAUACAAGAUCGACCCUCCUACACUUCAGAUGUGGGCCAAUAUCCUGAAGCGUGUGCCCAACAGCGUGUUGUGGCUUCUUCGCUUCCCUGCUGUUGGCGAACCCAACAUCCAGCAGUACGCCCAGAACAUGGGUCUGCCUGGCUCUCGCAUCAUUUUCUCACCUGUGGCCCCCAAGGAGGAGCAUGUGAGGAGGGGCCAGCUGGCUGAUGUGUGUCUUGACACUCCUCUGUGUAAUGGUCACACCACAGGCAUGGAUGUUCUCUGGGCUGGAACACCAAUGGUCACCAUGCCAGGUGAGACCCUUGCCUCCCGUGUGGCCGCCUCACAGCUCAACUGUCUGGGCUGCCCGGAACUAAUAGCCCAAAGUCGCCAGGACUAUGAAGACAUAGCAGUCAAACUAGGCUCUGACAUGGAAUACCUGAAGAUGGUGAGAGCACGCGUGUGGAAGCAGCGAAUCUGCAGCCCUCUUUUCAACACCAAACAGUAUACGGUGGACCUGGAGAGGCUCUAUCUGCAGAUGUGGGAGCACCACAGCAACGGCAGCAAGCCAGAACACCUGGUCAAACACCUAACUGUAGAGACCAGUGAGAAUGCCUGAACUGGAAGCACGCACAUUUCUCCUCCCCUAUAUUCCAACCAUUUUAACCAUUAUCAGCGCCAUAGUUUGAAUGGUCAGUUUCCACUCCAGCUCCCUCUCCUUGAAUGAUUGCCUCCAUCUCUCCCAUUUACUAUUAAUGAGACUCUUAUUUGCAAGGAGCCUACACAUGUUCACAUUUGUCCCCAGUACAUUUGUGGUUGCAUCGCACAUCUGCAUCUCCUGAGCCAGGUUGAGCUUGAGACUUUCAGGCAUCUCAUCUGAGACUCUUGCCCUAAAACACAGUAUAUGUAUUUGGUGAGCAUGAGAGGAUUGUGAAUGCCCUCCUCCCCCUUCAGUACUUGGAUCAGUGGAUUUUUUUUCUCUUGUCGGUGUGCAUACAGGACUAAUCGCAGCUUGUGGAGAGAAUGCCCAGCCGUCGUUACUUGUUGAUCUAUUUAUAAAUGGAUUAAGACUGUUGUGUUUUAAAAUGACAAUAUUGCACCAUGAAAAUUGUAACCGACUUAAGUUUGAUCAGCUUUAACAUGCAAUUGUAAAAUCUAAAUUGAAAAUGCUCCUUAGUUUGUCUUAAGCUGUUUGUAAAUGACUGCAACAUGUAGAUGCGUAACUUUUGAGGAAUGGGUCUAGAUGAAGACUUUCCCUCACCAAAUGCCAACUUUUAUUUUUGUUAAAAAGGAAUAGGUUCGUUAGCUGUUGUCCGUUUUGAUGUCACACUAAGCUUGUGCAAAUUUUUGAUUGGACAAAGGAACUUCAUUAAAGUCACUGAAAAGGGGCCUAAAUUUCAGUUUCAAUAGUGAGAGCCAGUCAUUAAUUGAUACUGUUUUUUAAUCACACAAACAAGGAUCGGGCUUGGUAAGUAUUUUGUAAGCAGUUUUUGUUUUUGUAUUGUCUGUUAACUGUAUGCUGUCACUGAUGCUACAAGGCUCUAUAUAUAAUAAAAAAUAAAGAGAUGGCAAAAAUGGUA